AUGCACCAAUUACUCAUUUUCAUUCUGCUAGCUGCUCUGGCUCUCGCCAAGCAAGUUCCCAGCCCUCUCGGGUCUCUGGAUGUCACCAGAGCCUCCGACGGAGGCAAGAAGGGAACCACUAACGAUGUCUGGAACAUGAACUUCUCCUUUUCUCUCAAGCCUUUCGCUGACAACAUCCAGCCUGGAGACUAUUUCAAGUUCACAGUUGAUGACAAGCUCAGCUUUGGACUAAACAACUUCAACUUCGAUGUUAAGGACGCUGACGGAAACGUCAUUCUCAAGAUCACAAACAACGGACCAGUCUUCACCGGUACCUACACAGACUACGUGGCCACCAAGAACGACGCCAUUUCAGGUGCCGUCGACAUUCAGACGCUUUUCGACGCCAACAAGAUCAAGACUACAGGUCCCACCACCGUAACAGUUACUCCUCAGGUUGGUGGCCCCACACUCAAAGACACUGUCACUCUUCUGGGUACUACAAACCCGGAUAAUGCCCUCAAGUGGGGAGAGUUGAACGGCUGUUGUCUUGUUCUCUGGCAUCUUCGACUUCCCACUUCGCCCUACAACCGGGCUGAGAUCACUGACACAAGAUCCGAUGGCAACACCGAAUUUUUCGACCAGGGCACCCUCAUGGCCAAUACCCGUCUGAUUUUUAGGUACAACCUCAAUGAUAUGGGUGGCUUCUCCAAGCAGGAAUGGGUCCUGGGUUCAAACGUGGCCAAGUACCUUACCUACACCUCGGUGACACCCAAGCAGUUCACUGCCCGCCUGGAAAACAUUCCCGACAAUGUUUCUGUGGAGAUUCAAUACUUUUCACGAAUCACCAACCAGGCUUCCCUCUACAAGAACUCUUACUCAUACGUUCUGUAUGACAAGCCUCCUGGCGGUACUGGAGGAAAUGAAUGGACACGACGAGGAAACGGAGGUGGAUAUGCCACCAACCAGCAGCCUGGAAGCAACAUCCCCAGCCUCAACGGAGGAGGAUCUGGAUCUGGAUCUGAAAGAUCCACCACUUCAUCCAAGCCUACUUCGACUAGUGUGAAGACAACGAGUACAACUCCCACUGUGACUGCUACUCCCACAACUAGUACUUCAUCAACGAGCGCCACCCCUACCACAAGCACCACACCUACCACGUCGGCCACUCCCCCUGCCGCUACGACUCCAAACACAAGCUCAACCCCUACAACCAGCUCUGAUCUCAUCACCUCUUCAGUGUUUGAGUCUUCUACCGGGUCCAUUCCUCAGAGCAUAUCUUCCGUCGAGUCUUCUGUGGAGCCGUCAUCUACUGGGCCCAUUUCUGAAAGUACACCAGUGGGGCCCUCUUCUUCUGUUGAGUCGUCUCCAUCGGUUGAGCCUUCUUCUGAAUCUUCUGUGGGGCCCUCUACAAACGAGCCUAUUCCCGAGACAACUUCUGAGGUCCCUUCUUCAGUCGAGACUGUUGAAUCUACCCCUGAAUCCACCACCGAGGCUUCUACGGAGUCGGUGGAGCCUUCCUCCACAGAGUCAUCUACAGAUCCCGUUCCCGAGUCUACCACCGUUUCCGUUACGUCAGACCCUACCUCGGAACCCUUUCCGGAGACCACUUCAAGUGAUCCUGAGAUUGCUCAGAACGAUUCUUCGACCGUCGGACCCUCCACCACCGAGGAGUAUUCAGUCGAGCCCACUCCUGAUUCCACCUCUGAGGCUCCCCAAUCGGCCUCUGGGACUUCUGAAUCGUCUACUGAGUACACUUCGGAAGCAGUCACUCCAUUUCCUACUCCUUCGUCUGAGACUACUUUCAUCAACUCAACUACGAGUGAACCAGGCACCACUGAGUCCCUCUCUACCUCCGAGUUGUCUACAGAGGCCACAGUGGAGCCUUCCACGGAGUCCACUUCGGAAGCUGUCACUCCCUUGCCUACUCCUUCGUCAGAGACUAGCUUCAUCAACUCGACUACGAGUGAGCUAGGUGCCUCUGAGUCUACAUCGGAAACUGCAACUCCCCUACCUACUCCUUCGUCAGAGACUAGCUUCAUCAACUCGACUACCAGUGAGCUAGGUAGCACAGGUUCCACUCCAGAAACUGUCACUCCCUUGCCUACUCCCUCGUCAGAGACUAGCUUCAUCAACUCGACUACGAGUGAGCUAGGUGCCUCUGAGUCUACAUCGGAAACUGCGACUCCCCUACCUACUCCUUCGUCAGAGACUAGCUUCAUCAACUCGACUACCAGUGAGCUAGGUAGCACAGGUUCCACUUCGGAAGCUGUCACUCCCUUGCCUACUCCCUCGUCAGAGACUAGCUUCAUCAACUCGACCACCAGUGAGCUAGGUACAACGGAGUCCACUUCGGAGGCUGUCACUUCCCUGCCUACCCCCUCGUCUGAGACUACUUUCAUCAACUCGACUACGAGUGCGCUAGGUACCACUGAAUCCACAUCCGAAACUGCAACUCCCUUGCCAACCUCCUCGUCAGAAACGGAUUUCGCCAAUUCGACUACCAGCGAGCCAGUUAUCACUACGUCUCCUCCCACCUCAGAGUCUCCCGUGACUACCGAUUCUCCUUCGACGGCGAGCAAUGAGUCUGUGAUUCUUGAUGGUUCUCUUACUUCCGUAGGGUUCCCCAACAGCACUACCGUUGUCUCUCAGAAUUCGACCACUGAGCUCGAGUCUUUCACCGAGUCCUCUGUUGCGUCUUACAUUACUGGGACUUCGGCUGAGCCUACUCCCGAGUCGUCUUCUGUAGAUCCCUCUAGUACUGAAGCCGAGUUUUCUUCCGUCGGGCUGACCCCUGAGGCAUCUUCUAUCAAGGAGUCUUCUUCGGCGACAUCUUCGGUGGAGCCUACUACUGAGCCUACAACCUCUACUACUGAGCCCCCCGCCGUGUUAUCCAGCGUGCCGAUUUCAACCUCGAUGAAUGUUACAUUCCAGUCUUCUUCAAGCUCAUCCGUUGCAGUGACUUCCCAGGAGGAAUCAUCUACCAUUUCUUCUGCCGAACCCACCACCACAACUGGUCCCGUAUUCUGCGAGCGAGAUGGUAACGAUGAUGGCUGCAUUAUUCUUUCAGCUUCUAGCUCUAAGUCGUCCAGCGAUGUUUCUUCGGAGACUCCUAGGGCUACCACUGCUUCCGUGUCUUCAGAGUCCUCUGGAACUGCUUCCACUGACCCUGCUGUCCCUACCACGGAAUCUUCGGUCGAGGCCCCUUCUUCAAUCGAUACUUCUGUCCAGCCUACUUCAAUGGAGACUCAAACACUGUCCUCUGAGACUUCCCAGUCUGCCACAGCCACUGAGUCUUCUACUCCUCUGACAACUGAUUCAGCCUCAUCUACUCACGUUUCAAGCUCUUCCUUUGCUACCCCGAACGUGAACAGCUCUGCUAUUUCAGUUACUGAGUCUACCGAGUCUGCAACCGCCUCUGUCACUGAUUCUACAGCCACCACAGCGGUUGUUGUAACCACCAUAGAGCCUUCCAGUGCCUCUGCAGUUUCUUCAGAGUCUGCCUCUGCGUCGCUCACUUCCUCGGUACUGGCCACCCAAUCUGAUUUCAACUCUACCUCCAAGUCUGUAGCCUUUGCUACCACUUCGACUUUGGUUUCAGAGUCUGUUACUCAGUCUCUGACUUCCAAAUCAACUCAGUCUUCCGUGCCAGUCUCCCAGUUCUCUCAGCACGUCUCUAACUCGACCAUCUCAGACUCCUCUGUCAUUUCUGGAACCGCCUCAGUGCCUGAGUCUGCUGCUAAGUAUACCACCACCGAUUUCUCGAACACCAUUGGCUCUGGUACAGUGACUGAAUCAAGAAUAGUGUCUGAUAAUGCUUCUAGAUCGGACGCUGCCACUGCUUCGGGUUCCAGCGUUGCUUUUUCGGGGACUGUGACUGAGGCCUCAUCCACAUUCUCCGAGUCUGGUCUUGCUUCGAAUACCCGGCCUGCUCCCAUCGUCACAACUCUGACUCAGACUGUCACUGCUUGCAGCAACAACCAGUGCUCGAAGACCACUGUCACCGUGACUACGGCAGUCCCCACCAACCAUGCUACCAUCACUAAGCAGACUGUGAUUGACGGCAACACCAUGACUGUGUCUGUUCCUGUUGAGAGUGGCUCUGGUAAUGGUUCAGAUGAGACUGAAUCGUUGUCCUAUCUUAACCCAUCUCUCACCACCACUCUCACCCAGAACGUUACUGCUUGUGACCAGGAAAACUGCACGGAGAUUCCAAUGACCAUCACUACGGUGGUUCCCACCAAUGCAGCUUCUACUACCAUUCAGACCGUCAUUGAGGGGUACACCGUGACUGUCGUUGUUCCUUGUGACUCGGUUGCCUCUGAGGGGGCUACGGAAGCAGUUACGCCUGUUUCAACUGUGACUGUUUCUGAGUCUCGUGCUACUGGAACAGUCUCCGAACCUUCUGUUCAGUCUUUGGUUCAACCUUAUGCUCCCAGAUCUGGUUACCAGUCUUCUGAUGAUGCUUUUACACACUCUGUGCCCGCUCACUUUUCUUCUGAGUCUUCUAAAUUGGCCCAGCCGUCGCAAGCUACUGUAACGGUUGCCACUUCUGGCUCAGCUGCCAGCUCUGUUGUUUCUGGUCCUCCAGUUGCUUCAGAUUCAGUUGCUUCUAACUCUCCUGCUGCCUCGGCGCCUGGUUCAGACUCUCCUCCGUCCGCGGUCUCGCAGCACGGCACCCAAAAGGUUGAGUCUCAGACUCCCACACUCUCUUUCACCCAAAGCCCGUCUCAGACACGAGUUCCGCCCCCCAACCAGGCCAACUCCGCUUCGAGCACAAAAAUAGCUGCAUCUCUUCUUCUCCUUCCUUUGUUGGCUUUUAUUUAA
Yarrowia lipolytica CLIB122 is the source of this 4806-nucleotide messenger RNA. RefSeq lists its product as uncharacterized. The record is from RefSeq and is a predicted model, not a curated record. Lineage: Eukaryota; Fungi; Ascomycota; Dipodascomycetes; Dipodascales. Gene Ontology annotation, biological process: cell adhesion.